CGAUGAUCUCGUUUUGUAUUAAGAUAUGAUAAGAAAAUACAAUGAGCCAGAAGAUAAUACAAUGUCAACUUUACAAGCUAAUGAAACAGAUAAUUUGGAAAGUAGAAUGGUGAAGUUGGAAGCUGAACAUAUUGAUUCUACUCUAAUUCAGUUUGGAGAUGAAGAGAUUCAAGUGAAAAAUGAAGAGCUUGAUUUAGAUUCAGGAUUAAUGGGGCUUACAGAAGGUGCUGCUCUGCUUUGUAUGAACGUAAAGGAUUGGAGAGGUGAUUUAGAGGAACCUAGACUGAGCUGGAUUCAGAAGACAAUAAAAUGUGAUUUUUGUAACUAUUGGGCUGUUCCAAGUACUAUGAAAAUACACAUCCGCAAACAUACUGGAGAAAGGCCAUAUAUCUGUCAUCAUUGUCAGUAUAAAUGUGCAAGUUUAUCUGCUCUCCGUUGCCAUAUUCGAAUUCAUAAUUCUGAAAAACCUUUUACAUGUAAAAAUUGCAAUUUUAGUACUUUGUAUCCAGCCUCUCUCAAAUGUCAUCAGGCCAAACACACUGGCAACAAACCUUACCAGUGUCCCUUUUGUGAUUACAGAGCGGUUUUACCUGGUACUUUAAAAAUCCAUCUUAGAACUCACAGCGGUGAAAAAUCUUAUAAUUGUAUUUACUGCCCUUACAAAGCAGCUUAUUUUUCAAGCUUAAAAGUUCACCUUAGGAAACAUACUGGAGAGAAACCUCAUAUUUGCCAACUAUGUGGGUACCAAACUGCUUAUCAAAGCAGUUUAAAGAUUCAUUUAAGAUCACAUACUGGAGAACGUCCUCAUACUUGUCCUCACUGUCCUUAUGCUACAGGUGACUUGAGCUCAUUAAAAAAGCAUUUACUGAUACAUUCUGGAGAAAAACAAUUUAAGUGUACUCUAUGUGAUUUUCGGGCUACUCGAAGAGCAAAUAUCAGAGUUCAUAUGUAUUCUCAUACUAAAGAAAAAAAAUACUCAUGCUCUCAAUGUCCAUACCGUACUGCUUAUUCUGGCAGUCUGAAAGUUCACAUUUUAACACAUGGUGAAAAAUCAUUCAAGUGCUCUUUCUGUGAUCAUAAAAGUUCCCACCUUCAAGGUCUUAAGUUACAUAUGCGUACUCAUACAGGAGAAAAACCUUAUGGUUGUAUGCUUUGUGAAUAUAGAUCAAUAUCAAGAAAUAAUCUCAAAAUUCAUAUGCUUGGUCAUGAAGGUGUGAAGCCUUUUGCUUGUGAAUAUUGUCCAUUUAAAACUGCUAGGAGUGGACAUUUGAAAAGACAUUUAUUAAUUCAUACUAAAGAAAAAGUUUUAUCUUGUCCUUUUUGUGAUUUUUCUACUACACAGAUGUCUAACUUAAAAGCUCAUACAUGGACUCACAAUAAACAGAAACCCUUUAAAUGUGAUCAAUGUGAAUAUACUGCCACAAGGAAGGAUAGUCUCAUGGUACACCAAACUAAGCACAAAGGUAUUAAACCUUAUUCGUGCCCCAUGUGUGAUCAUAAAACUGCUGAUUAUCGUUGUUUACGAGUACAUUUAAAAGUUCAUUCUGAAGUAAGGCCUUUUCAGUGCCCUGAUUGCUCAUUUACAACAAAAAGGAUAGGAAUUCUGAAAAGGCACAGGCUUAUUCAUACAGGAGAAAAGCCUUAUGCUUGUUCUAAAUGCAAAUUUAAAAGCUGUAGACAAGAGAACUUAAAGAACCACCUUAAAACUCAUACCAAAAAGAGGAGGAAAAAGUGUCCGUUUUGUGAUGAAAGAUAUCUUCGUCUUCAAUCUCAUCUAACUAAAGUCCACUAUGAAUUCUUAUUAAAAUGUUACCACUGUUCAUAUCUAACUUUCGAUUUGUUCAUUUUGAAAAGGCACAUUAAGAAACACAUUAAACAUUUUCUAGUCAAUAACAACUUCAGUAUGUUAAGUUAGAAGUAUUAGGUUAAAUUUUAAAUAUUUAUAUUUUAUUUGUUAUUUUUGACAAAUCCUGUCCCUUUACCUGCAAAGAAAUAUUUUUGUAAUUCAUAAGAAC
Molecule: messenger RNA, 2015 nt
Organism: Nezara viridula (southern green stink bug)
Lineage: Eukaryota; Metazoa; Arthropoda; Insecta; Hemiptera; Pentatomidae
Source: the annotation of a GenBank genome assembly